Molecule: messenger RNA, 2197 nt
Organism: Myiozetetes cayanensis
Lineage: Eukaryota; Metazoa; Chordata; Aves; Passeriformes; Tyrannidae
Gene: ZBTB35
Product: zinc finger protein 131
Exons: 8
Coding region: 142-1890 (582 amino acids)
Biological process (GO): regulation of transcription by RNA polymerase II
Cellular component (GO): nucleus
Molecular function (GO): RNA polymerase II cis-regulatory region sequence-specific DNA binding; DNA-binding transcription factor activity, RNA polymerase II-specific; protein binding
Source: RefSeq, a predicted model, not a curated record
GGUGAGCGCGGGGCAGGCCGGGAAUGCGAGUCGGGAUUGGCCGGCGCGCGCCCCCUUUCCAGCGUGCCGGGCAGCAGGAAGCGGCGGCGGCGAAGCGGGAAGCGGCGCGGUGAGGAGCUGUUCCCGAUCAGGUCUUUUGCCAUGGAAGCCGAGGAAACGAUGGAAUGUAUCCAGGAAUUCCCUGAACACUAUAAAGUUAUUUUGGAUCGACUGAAUGAACAACGUGAGCAGGACCAGUUUACAGAUAUCACCCUGAUUGUUGAUGGUCAUCAUUUCAAAGCUCAUAAAGCUGUUCUUGCUGCCUGUAGCCAGUUCUUCCACAAAUUCUUCCAAGAUUUCACUCAAGAGCCUUUGGUGGAGAUUGAAGGUGUAAGUAACAUGGCAUUUCGUCACCUAAUUGAGUUCACUUACACAGCAAAACUUAUGGUCCAAGGUGAGGAAGAAGCAAAUGAUGUUUGGAAAGCAGCUGAGUAUUUACAGAUGCUAGAAGCAAUCAAAGCACUUGAAAUCAGGAACAAAGAAAAUUCAUCACUCUUAGAAUCAAAUGAAGCGCAAGGUAAAAAUAAACCAAAAAAGAGGAAGAUUGCUGAAACCUCUAAUGUUAUCACAGAAACACUGCCAUCUGCAGAAUCAGAGCCUGUUGAAAUUGAGGUUGAGAUUGCUGAAGGGGCGAUGAAAGUGGAAGACAGCAUUGAAACACUUGAAGAAGUAGCUUCUGCAGAGCAGUCCAUAAAGUACAUACAGACAACAGGUACAUCAGAUGAAUCUGCUUUGGCUCUUUUGGCAGACAUCACCAGCAAGUAUCGUCAGGGAGAGAGAAAAUGCCAGAUCCAAGAAGAAGGUGAUAGUGCAACUGAUCCCUCGUGCAAACAGGAACACAUGAAAACACACUCUACUGAGAAUUACAAGUGUGACAUAUGCAAUAAAAGAUACCUACGAGAGAGUGCUUUGAAACAGCACCUCACCUGUUACCACCUUGAUGAAGGUGGUGCCAGCAAGAAGCAAAGACCUGGCAAGAAAAUACAUGUAUGCCAGUACUGUGAUAAGCAGUUUGACCACUUUGGACAUUUCAAAGAGCACCUGCGGAAGCACACAGGUGAAAAACCAUUUGAAUGUCCAAACUGCCAUGAACGUUUUGCUAGGAAUAGCACACUCAAAUGUCACCUGACAGCCUGUCAGUCUGGAGCUGGAGCCAAAAAGGGAAGAAAGAAGCUCUACGAGUGUCAGGUUUGUAACAGUGUGUUUAACAGCUGGGAUCAGUUUAAAAAUCAUUUGGUAAUACAUACCGGUGACAAACCCAACCACUGUACCUUAUGUGAUUUGUGGUUUAUGCAAGGCAGUGAGCUGAGAAGGCAUCUCAAAGACAUGCACAAUAUUUCAGAACAAAUAGUGACAGAAGAAGUUCUUCCAGUGGAAGCUAUGGAAGCUGAACCAGUAACAUCAAUGACUAUAAUAGAACAAGUUGAGCAAGUCCAUGUCCUACCAGUAAUUCAGGUACAAGUGGAUCCUGCACAGGUAACUGUGGAACAGAUGCACCAGGAUCUCAUACAGGACAAUCAAGUGAAAGGCACACAGAUGGAGGAACUGCAAGAACAGGUGCAAAUUAGUUACUUGGAAAUUGAACACAUUCAGACUGAACAAAAUGCUGCAGUUCACAUGGAGCAGUUACACGUUGGGCAUGUAAAUCAAAUACAGAUGGAAGAAGUACAGGCAGAACUUAUAGAUGGAACAGACCUUGAACAAGUAGAAUAUGAAGGUGUUGAUCAAGGAGAAGCAGAAGAAAAUAAAACUAGUCAAGUAGAUGAUACAGAUAUGGAAAAUCAUGAACAAGCUGAAGACUUAAAAACUCAACAAUUAGUGGAAACACAGAAUGAAAAGGUGUAUGACUAGGACAAAUAAUGACACUGCAGGUUUAGGAAUGAAAUACAAAAUUAUUUUUGUUAACUUUUACAUUGGUUUUUGAACUGUCAUUGGUCACCUUUCCAAUAUGCUGUCCUUAGGAAGCUGGACCAAGUGGACCAGUUUUCUUCAUAUACAACUACACUUCUCUCAUAUGUGAAAAAUAACUUUCCCAUUCAUGUAAUGCCAUGGAACAGAAACUACCAAAGACACGGACAGCUUUGUGAGGUUUUUAGCAAUGAAUAGCCUGUGUCACAUCAUCCCUGGAUAUAUGUAAGAGUAAUUUCACCUCUUUUCC